Ustilago hordei is the source of this 2718-nucleotide messenger RNA. RefSeq lists its product as uncharacterized. Gene Ontology annotation, biological process: rRNA processing. The transcript has a single exon. Gene Ontology annotation, cellular component: nucleus. Lineage: Eukaryota; Fungi; Basidiomycota; Ustilaginomycetes; Ustilaginales; Ustilaginaceae. Bases 1 to 2718 code for a protein of 905 amino acids. The record is from RefSeq and is a predicted model, not a curated record. Gene Ontology annotation, molecular function: RNA binding.
AUGGCAAACGGAGGCAAGAGCUCAGGCCGUGGAGCGGCGAGCUUCGGCGACGCGCCCCUUACUACCGAUCCACGUUUCGCUCGAGUCCACACGGAUCCCAGGUUCUUGAAGCCCAAGCGGGACGACACUAAGGUUGUAGUCGACGAGCGAUUUAAGGGACUUUUCGAAGAUGAUACGCGCAGCAAGAGGAACAAGACUGAUAAAUAUGGGAGGAAGGUCGGAAAAGGAAAGAGUGGUGCCGAUCAGAUGAAGCGUUUUUAUCGUUUGGAGAAUGAGGAUUUGGAUCCCGCCAAGGCGAUCGAUGGGUUGGAGGAUGAGGUAGAGGAUAGCGAGGAUACUGAUGGCGAAGAUGCUGGACUGGUUGAUUAUGCUCGUGGUGAAGGUAAUCUUGAGAGUAGUUCUGAAGAAGAAUCUUCCGAGGAAUCGGAAGAUGAUGAUGAAGACUCGGAAUCCGAAAACGAGGACGAAGACAGUGAGGAAGACAAUGUCAUGAUCGGACCCUCUAGCGUUAUCGACCGAGAGAAGAAGAAAAGGGCUUCUCGUGCACAACUCGAUGAGGACGAAGACGACGAUCACGGCCUCGGUUCUGACAUUGGAGAGAUCGAUUUGGAUGAAGAUGUCGACGAAGGAGUCUAUGCUCAGCUCGACGCACAAGCCGAACGAGCUAUUGCAGAAGGAGGCAUCGAAGACGACCAAGACGACACUGACGCCGAAGCCGCCUCUUCCUCUCGCAAGAAGGAUAAAGGCAAAGAGAAGGCCCGCAAGACCAAACCCAAAUCGAGCAAGAACAAAAUACCUCGUGGUGACGACACCCAUCGCCUGGCAGCCGUCAAUUUGGACUGGGACCAUGUUCGAGCUAAAGACAUCUACAAGGUUUUCAGCAGUAUCGUUUCUCCCACUGCCUCAGUUACCGCUGCUGAGGCGCUGCAAGCACAUCGAAGAACUGCUGCUGAAGGUGGUUCUUCUGCUUCGUCUUCGCGCGCAAGAGCUGCACCUGCUAUCUCGCAAGUGCGGGGCAAGCUUUUGCACGUCCGAGUCUAUCCCAGCGACUUCGGUAAAGAGCGUAUGGCGAAGGAAGAUCUUGAAGGGCCACCGCCUGAAAUCUUCAAAGGUUCCAAGCGACGCGGCGGAGAUGACGAUUCGGAAGACGAAGAAAAGAUCACGGCCAAGUCGAUCGUCCAAGUUGACGAAGGUGGAGAAUUCGAUGAAGAAGCACUUCGCAAGUACCAGCUUGACCGUCUGCGAUACUACUACGCAGUAGCAACCUUUGACAGCAAAGAGACUGCUCGUCACGUAUAUAACGAGAUUGAUGGCACAGAAAUGGAACGUACAGCGAACGUCUUCGACCUUCGUUUCGUUCCCGAUGGAAUGGAGUUCCCUGAUGGCGAAGAAGGCCGAGAUGCCGAGUUCCGAGAUGAAGCCACGGAAGAUAUCGCCAACUACAAGGGCGUAGACUUCAAGACCGAUGCACUUCGUCAUUCUCGAGUCAAGCUGACGUGGGAUCAAGACGACCCUGAACGUUCCAAGCUCACUCGUAUGGUCGCUCGUGGAGGACUCACUAAAGAUCAACUUCGAGAUGAUGACUUCAAAACUUACCUCGCGUCCGACACAGAGUCUGAGCCAGACGAGGAUGAGAAAGCGGCUAAGAAAGGCAGGGAUCGUCUUCGAGCUCUACUCAAUCUGGAUGGCAGUGGCGAGGAUGGCGGUGGGUUUGGCAAGAAGGGCAAACGCAAUGGUGGAGCGUUCGAUGAUCCUCGACAUGACGAUGAGGAGGAAGAGGGAGAGAUGCAAAUCACUUUCAUGCCUGGUCUUUCUGAAGCUGCUGCGAAGAAGUCGGUCAAUGGAAAGAAGGCAGGGGAUGAGCACGAGACAACCCUUGAAAAGUAUCUCCGCAAACAGAAGGAGAAGAAAGAGCGUAAGAAAGCCGCACGCUCCGGCACUGCUGCUGCUGAUGAGGACGCUAAGGUCAAAGACGCAAAGGACACCGAUGGAGCAAUUGGCAGCACAGAUGCAGGCUUCGACGAUCCAUUCUUCAACGAAGAUGUCGAUAUGGAAGCUGCUCUGGCUGCUGAAUACGGCCAAGACGGUCCUACAUCCAAGUCUAAGAAGUCCAACAAAGCCAGCAAGAAGUCCAACACCACCUCCGCUGGCGACUCUGAUUCUGAUCUUGAACAAAGCGCCCGUCAACGCGCCCAACUGAAGGACAUUAUCGGAGACACCAACGACGAACUCACCCAAGACGGUCGACAGCACUUCGAUAUGAAAGACAUCCUCCGCGUCGAAUCCGGUAAAGACGCCAAACGAGCCAAACUCCUUAAACGUCUCAGCAAGAAGAAGCAACGUGAAGAAGAAGCUUUCCAGGAACGUAAAGGUGCACCUUUGGUUCAGGAUACUUUCGAGAUCGAUGCAAAAGAUGAGAGGUUUGGAGCGUUGAUGCAAGAUCAUAGGUUUGCGAUUGAUCCUACUCAUCCAGGAUUUGCGAGGACCAAGGCUAUGCAGAAGAUCAUGGAGGAGAGGAGGAAGUUGUUGGAAUCGAAGAGUGGGGAGUUGGAACACAGAGCCCGAGACAGUGUGGAAAAAGAUGGAAAGGAGAAUGGUGGGGAUAACGAGUUGUCCGCGCUCGUGGAGAAGUUGAAGAGAAGGAAUGGUGCUUCUGAUGAUGAUGCCGAGAAGCAGCCUAGGAAGAGGAGUAAGCGAAAGUCCAAGGCGUCGGCUUGA